GGCUCACACCCCGUGCAAUCUCACAUUUCACAUCAUCCCAUCGUCCGAGAAGCUGUUUGGCCCAUGGUGCACAAAGUAUGCGCUCCGCCCGUCGCCGUACAAAGUAUCAAAGCCACACACGAUCUGGCACCACACAGCCCGCAUUCCUGUGACACGCCGCGGCAGUUCCCAAGUGGACCUGUUAGCGGCGUAGUGGCACGUGCGGCUUACAGGCUACGGCUGCAAUCCUAGCAUGAUCAUAGGCUUCGCGUCGACAGUCCAUUGUCACACCGCUCCCCGUCUAUUGUCUAAUGCGAUGGGCUAUCCGCCGAUAGCCCGAGCGCAUCAUCAUGAUGAUCAUACACACAAAUGGCGACUCCGAGGCACGCAUCGGAGAGAACUCGUCUCUUCUCUCUUCCCUCUUCUCACGGGCCGGGGGAAUAUAUACUACAUCGUAUCCAAAGCACUACCAGUGGUUGCAGCCAUCCUCGUCGUCCAUCCAAAAUUUAGUGAUAUCCCCCAAGGCAUUGGAUCGCUCGCAGAAUCAGUGCUCUCACGCCUGCAUCGCCGCUUCUGAGAAGCUGAGGCACGGCUUUCCGUCGCCUAGUACUAGUACUAGUAGCCCAGACGUUCUACCUACUAGGUAGCUGCCGGCCUGGAAAGCUCCAAGUUGCAAAGUGUGGGGCAUAUUGACAACCUGCACCCAUAGUAGUUUCGCAAGCUUCUACAGUGAGUUCCCUGGCUCUCGACCCCGCCGGUCUCGAUCUCAUCCUUUCUCAAUCUCCCUCCUUUUCGGACUGGGGCAUUGUAUCGGGGCUUCCCAUUGAGACAUUUCUCUUUCGGCUGCUUCAGAAUCGCCUACAUCGUCGUCGUGGGUUGAGUGCGACUCCGAGUUGCUCCGCAACUCCAGUGCUCGCAGCCCGUUCGCAUUAUAUUUCCGGCCAGUCCCCAUGCUUCGAGCUCAACUGACCGCCGCCGCAACCGCAGAAGUCCGUGAAGCGGGAGCGCCGCGGAGCAGCGCCGAGUACCACAGUGAGGAGACCACAGCCACACUCGCCGCCACGGCUGUUUCUGCCACGGCGACCUGUUUCUGCUCGCACCGCUGCGGGCGUCGUGCGACGGUGCUGCCUCGCGCUGUGGAGCAGCAGCACGCCCGGGAGCAGCUCCACUUGAAGGCGCUUCAGCUCGACGACAGGCGCGAGGGGCAAAGGCGAGUGGCACAGCAGCAGCAGCAGCAGCAGCAGCAGCACGAAAUGCUUCAUCUCGCUCAAACCCACAUUGGCUCCACGGGCGUCUCUGCAACCAAAUUCACCAAGAUAACGGCUUCCCGCUCGACCCGAUUCGCCUGCCGCUGCUCCCGAUGCUCGCACAAGUUCGGCGCCACGGGGCGGCUGCUGUGCGAGUCGGCGUGGCGGGAUCACUGGCGGGUGCGCAUAGCAGAAAUCACGCGCAUGUGGGAUGAGCAGAGAGCCCCUGGGGUCACCGCACCCGCAGUGUCUGAUCGCGAGUCUGGAGUGGCAGGUGGGCCUAUAGACGCGCAUGAGGAGGAGGAUACGGGCAGCAGCGGCGGGCGGAGCUGCUGCGACGCUGCUCGUGCGAGAGGUGGCGACAGGAUGACGAGGGGUAACGGUAACGGUGGUAGGAAUACUGGCAGUCACGAGCGUUUGAAGAGCAGGGCGCUGCUGCUAAGGGCGCUGAUCAAUCAGCUGGCUGGUAGACUCAUGCCUGCGAUGGCGGCUCUCCGACAGCGCGGAGGAGCGAUGGGUGGAAAGAGGAGAUUGGAGGUGAACACUGAGGCGGGUGUGGUGGACUGGGGGGAGGUGGAGUCCCCGCCACUCAAGCGAGUAAAAUUUGAGCUGCAGGAGUCACCAGGGGGGAGCAGGCCUGACACCGGGGCAGUAGGACCACCGGUGAGAACCUCGGCACUGAUUGAUUGAAGCUGCGUGCGGUAGGGGUGGGACGCGUCCCUUGUGUGAGAGCAGCUGCUGCAGUGGGGUCCUCUCCUAUACUGUGCAUCAAGUCUGGAGCCAGGCGGGCAGCAGCACAAGCCAUAGAAAAAUCGCUCCAAGAUCUAAUCGCCUAAUCUUGCUGAGACGAUUUCCAUUAUAACUCCAACCCGAAAUUAGUUUUAACUAGGAGAAGUGGUAUCAUGGGAAAGAGGAGGUGCCAAGGAUAUUAAUCUAACACUGUUAGGAGAAGUGGUAUCAUGGGAAAGAGGAGGUGCCAAGGAUAUUAAUCUAACACUGUUAUCCCUACUGUGUCCUCCCAAAUAUGAGAACCUUAGUUGGGUUGGAGAUUGU
Messenger RNA from Closterium sp. NIES-67, 2279 nucleotides. The record is from the annotation of a GenBank genome assembly. NCBI's taxonomy places the organism in Eukaryota, Viridiplantae, Streptophyta, Zygnematophyceae, Desmidiales, Closteriaceae.